Lachancea dasiensis is the source of this 1764-nucleotide messenger RNA. NCBI's taxonomy places the organism in Eukaryota, Fungi, Ascomycota, Saccharomycetes, Saccharomycetales, Saccharomycetaceae. The record is from the annotation of a GenBank genome assembly.
AUGGAGGAAUCUGGGAAAUACAAAUCGAGCGUGGAUUCCUUAGUGGUUUCUGUGGAGAAACCAAACACAGGUGAAGAAGGGCAAGAAAGUUCUGCCUUCAGCAGAUGGACCAAGUCUUUCCACAGGCGUGAGCCCGUGGUGGAGAAGGCAGAGGGAUCUAAUAUCGAAUUUUUGGAUGAAGAGAGACGUCGUAAUUACCAGUUGGCCAACCAACCAUUCCAAAAAACCCUUGCACAGCGGCACUUGAUGAUGAUUUCUAUCGGGGGAACACUGGGCACCGGGCUUUUCAUUGGACUUGGUUAUUCGCUGGCCUCCGGACCGGGGUCAUUGCUGAUAGGUUUCACGAUCGUGGGAAUCAUGAUGUUUUGUGUGGUACAAAGUGCUGCGGAAAUGGCGUGUCAAUAUCCAGUGUCAGGUUCUUUCUCCACCCAUGUUUCUCGGUUUAUGGAACCAUCACUUGGAUUCACGGUAUCCACAAAUUAUGCAUUGUCAUGGCUGAUAUCCUUUCCCUCAGAACUUAUUGGGUGUGCCAUGACCUUGCAAUAUUGGAAUACUAGCGUAAACCCUGCUGUCUGGGUGGCUAUCUUCUACGUCUUCAUCAUGGCGUUGAACUUAUUGGGCGUCCGUGGAUACGGUGAAGCCGAAUUUUGGAUGUCAUUGUUCAAAGUCAUCGCCAUCGUUAUCUUCAUUAUUAUCGGCAUCGUCUUAAUUUGCGGCGGGGGCCCCAAUUCAGAUGGUUACAUUGGUGCACAAUACUGGCACAAUCCGGGGUCGUUUGCGAAACCAGUUUUUAAAGGACUUUGUAACACGUUUGUCUCUGCCGCGUUUUCGUUUGGCGGUGCCGAAUUGGUUGUUUUGACUGCUUCGGAGUCCCGCAAAGUGGAGUCGGUGUCGCGCGCUGCCAAGGGAACUUUUUGGCGGAUUGCCAUUUUCUACAUUACCACUGUGGUGGUAAUCGGCUGUUUAGUACCUUACACGGAUGAUCGUCUAUUGGGCGGCGACAGCGAUGAAGAUGUGACUGCGUCGCCAUUUGUGAUUGCCUUGAGUAACCAAGGUUCUAUGGGAACAAAAGUAUCUCAUUUCAUGAACACUGUUAUUUUGAUAGCAGUGCUAUCUGUGUGCAACUCGUGUGUUUAUGCCUCGUCAAGAGUUAUUCAAGCGCUUGGCGCUUGUGGUCAACUGCCCCAGGUUUGUGGAUACAUCGAUCAAAAGGGUAGGCCCUUGGUGGGGAUCAUAAUUUGCGGGGUUUUCGGGCUACUUGGUUUCCUAGUAGCGUGUGACAAACAAGGCGAGGUGUUCACCUGGCUCUUCGCACUCUGUUCGAUAUCGUCUUUCUUCACUUGGUUCUGCAUAUGUGCGUCACAAGUCCGUUACCGUUUGGCACUAAGAGCCCAAGGCAGGUCCAAAGAGGAAAUUAUCCACCAAUCCAUGCUAGGUAUUUACGGUGGCAUCCUAGGUGCUGUCUUGAACGUUCUUUUGAUUGCAGGUGAAAUCUAUGUUUCGUUAUUUCCCCUAGGUGAGAGCCCCAAUGCCCAACAGUUUUUUGAAUACUGUUUGAGUAUUCCAAUCAUGAUUGUGGUUUAUGCGCUACACCGAAUCUUUUUCAAUAGGAACAAGCGAAUCCUGACGCCCUUGUCCGAAAUUGAUCUUGACACAGGCGGGAAAACCGACGAUCUUGAACUGUUGAAACAUGAAGUCAUGGAAAACAGGGCCAAGAUUGCGGCAAAGCCACUAUAUUACAGAAUAUACCGAUUUUGGUGUUAA